This is a messenger RNA of Cordyceps fumosorosea ARSEF 2679, 1422 nucleotides long. RefSeq names its product Protein kinase-like domain protein. Lineage: Eukaryota; Fungi; Ascomycota; Sordariomycetes; Hypocreales; Cordycipitaceae. The transcript has a single exon. The record is from RefSeq and is a predicted model, not a curated record. Bases 1 to 1422 code for a protein of 473 amino acids.
AUGCCAAGGAUUGCACCAGGCCGGCUGUGCGACACGAAGGAGAUUGCGUACUCUGUAACCGCCACCUUUGCGCGCACCAUCUCGGGCCAAGUUUCCACGACUGCCCGUCUUGGAAAGUGCGUCACGCUCCCAUCUCGAGUUACCAAUACUGACAAUGUUGUGAAAAAGGACCACGGCAUCUUUUACCCAGCUUUCUGCAAAGCAGAAGACAACGAGUUGUCGACGCUUUUCAGCAAGAUCAAUGUAGAUGCUCUAGUGGCACGCGCGUCGCAGUUGAGACAAGGUAUCGAGUGUUCUGUGGCGCCGUUUCAAUACGACUCGGCGAAACGGAGGUCUCACAUGGGUGGUAUGAACUACCACAUAGAAAUUCUCUUCGCGGACAAUGUAGUUUGGGUUGCUCGAAUGCGUCGAUCCAAUACCACUUCACCACCACAGGUCGUGAGAGACUACAUUUUCGAAAGCGAGGUGGCGACUUUGAUGUUUCUCGAAACGACAGCCGUGCCGACACCAAAGGUUCAUGGCUACGCUCUGGAGCACGAAAGCAACCCGGUUGGGGUCGGGUACAUUCUCAUGGAGAAGCUUCCAGGGAAAGCACUGGAUUGGCCUGCAGCAAGCCCGGACCAAAGACGCAAAGUCAUGGAGCAGCUCGCGGAUGUGCUGAUUGAGAUAUACAAGCAUCCGCUACCCGCUCUGGGGUCUCUUGCGACGCCUGGAAGGCCCCAUGUCGCCGCAUUUGCUCACGAAUCUUUGCUCACAGUGGUUGGAGGUAGGCUGCAGACCUGCAGCCCCUUCCGGUCUGCCGAGCAAUAUCGCAGAUCACAUCUGCGGCUAAUACUGGACAGGAUACUGGCUCAAGAAAUGUACGCGACGCAACCCGUGGAAGCAUAUCUGCUGCAUCGGUUCCUCGUCGACUUGGUGCCCGUGCUGACGCCGCCAGCAUCAGGCAACGAAAAGUUCUACCUCAAGCACGACGACGACAAGGGGGAUCACAUUCUGGUGGACGAGAGUUUCAAUAUCACGGGUAUUAUUGAUUGGGAGUGGGCGCACACGGCCGCACCGGCCGAGGCCUUCAACUCGCCGGUCGGGCUGCUUCCCGUUGCAGACUUUUAUGCCGGAAAGGGGGCGAUUGGCGCCGACGAGGCCGUCUUUGCGCAGCUUCUGCAGGAAAAGGGCCAUGGCCCGCUGGCGCAGUUCGUGCUGGAGGGUCGCGUGCAGCACUUGUUUGCGUUUUGCUGCGGCAUCGACCUCAGCGACUGGGACGGGUUUCUAGGUCUGUUUCGCGGCUUGCGGGAUGCGUCUGGCGUGGACGCGGGCAUGACGUGGGAGGACUGGAAAGGAACAGCAUUGGACAGAUACAAAGAGGAUGCCGGACUGCAGGAAUUGCUCAUUCGGUGUGGAAGUGGGAAUGGUGGUGGUGGGUGA